Molecule: messenger RNA, 2047 nt
Organism: Tuber melanosporum (Perigord truffle)
Lineage: Eukaryota; Fungi; Ascomycota; Pezizomycetes; Pezizales; Tuberaceae
Exons: 3
Coding region: 568-1512 (314 amino acids)
Source: RefSeq, a predicted model, not a curated record
GUUCCUACCACCCUCUGGAUGGUUAAUUGUGGAAGACGAAAUAUACAAAAAGGGUCAAAAUUCCACUGUCUGUGUUGGGUUCGUUAUUCAAUUCAGUAACUUGCCUGCCUAGGGAAAAAAAUUGGCAGAACCCCCGCCUCCCCCCGUCGGCGUACGAAAAUACUUAUCCCUUGCUGGACCACGAACCUACGAAACGGAAAAAAUAUUAAACCAUACAAACUUCCCGCUCCCUUCGCCCGUCGGCCCCUUCUACCGUAGGCAGAGGGUUGAACUCCAUUCGCUCCUACUGAACUACCUCCAACGCACGGCGCACUAUACGCAUACAUGUACAUAAGUACAUACACACGGACACAGAUAACACAGUCAUUGCUGCUACAACUGCAGACUUAGAAUAUGCCGAGGAGAAAUAGAUGCUCCUUGGUACUAGCUCUGCCACCCCGCCUUCCAUCUUCACGCUCUUCUAGUGCUGGCCUUUCUUCCUCAUCUCGGCCUUUCGACAACCCUCUCCCUCAAUUGCCUGCUCCCUGCACCGCUCCACUUCAACUGCUCCAUCUACCACCUUCCGACAUGAACCCUGUAUCUCAGUCUGUUCCCUGUUUGCCGACGGUAUUUAAGUUAGGGCUCGUAACCCCAGAUACCCCAUCAUUUCCCCUUCGUGGAGACGGAGAGGAGGAAGCACACGACAGCAAGCGGUUACGAAGCUCACAAGCUCAGAAAGAAGGAACAUCACACGCCAUGGAUUCUCAUAUCCCCACACCGACUUUGACAAAUUCACCGGGGUCACCAUUGGAGAUGGAGUACUCUUACGAAGAAUUCGAAAGAUAUUUACCACUUUCCAACUUCCCGACACCACCGCUUUCUGAUCAGUACUCUCCAGAGCUGCCGGCGGGCCUCAAUUUUGAGGAUGUCUUGAAUCCCGAGCUUUAUGGCCCUGCAAGCUACCUCUGCAGUAUGUUGCCGAAGAAUGCAUCCCGCGAAGCUCCCUCGACUCAUCUGCUACAAUCUAUCCUACAACGAGCCAAUGUUGCUAUGGAGGUUGUGGGUUUGGCGAGUUGCAUCUUGGAUUGUUUGUCUGGUCAGUUUGUGCGUCGGUGGAGACAGGAAUAUUGUGCGGCGGAGGGAUCUGCGGAGCGAUGUGAAGUUCUGGCCGUGGCUGCUCUGUGCAUUGCUCUGAAAUUCCUGGAAGAUACUUCGCUAUCCUCUAGGAUGUGGGCUCGCGAUAUUUGUGGUGAUAGAUUCUCACCGAGAAUGCUUAGCAUUACUGAGCGGCUGAUCCUUGGAGAUGUGGGCUUUUCCAUUGCCGGGAUUUGCACAGCUGAGCUGAUCCAGUAUUCUAUCAAUGAGAUGAAACGGCACUCCAAGACUGCUCCGAAAGCUAAAAGACCAUCAUGCCCAACAGCGGCGGAAUCCUCACCUUCCAAGCAGUUCACGAAGACGACGUUUCCUCGGUUGUCCGAGCUGGACUCGUUCGUUAGUGACACUUUGGUUGAUCUGCCAGUCUCUAUUCCUUAGACAACUCUAGCAUAUUACCUGGCGUUGAGCAUUAUUUCAUCUUGCUUUUUCUUUUAUGAUUCUCUUUCUCUCUGCUCUUGAAGUCUGGUGUAUUUGGGUGUUUUGACAUUUCUCAAGAGCUGCAGCGAUUCCAUGCGAUACCUGUUUUGUUUUUGUUUUUUCUUAAUUAAAUCACCACCUUCGUGGUCAUGGUUUACGAAUAAUGCCUAGCAUUUUCAUAGCUUGCGACAUUCCCUUUCAGGACUCUCUUCACUGUUCUUUUUUUUUUUUAUCAGGAAUACCUUACACCCUUGUAAUGUCGUCCUUUUUUUUUGGAGGCCAUAUAUCUUUGUAGUUUCGGCGUUUCACGGUACAGAGGCAUAUACCUUUUUUCUUCUCUGGGUGUGGUAGGAGAGUUGGGUUGGGUGGAUGGAAGGAUGAAUGGAGGUUUCUCCUGCAGGAUAAGCAGAGGACACCAAUGAGAGGCAGGCUUCAGUCAGUCUAGUGGAUACAGUAGAUAGACAAGUAGCUCAGCUGGAAGUUGUCUGACCAAAUA